Molecule: messenger RNA, 1258 nt
Organism: Anastrepha obliqua
Lineage: Eukaryota; Metazoa; Arthropoda; Insecta; Diptera; Tephritidae
Product: uricase-like
Exons: 3
Coding region: 183-1151 (322 amino acids)
Biological process (GO): purine nucleobase catabolic process; urate catabolic process
Cellular component (GO): peroxisome
Molecular function (GO): urate oxidase activity
Source: RefSeq, a predicted model, not a curated record
AUGCAUAUGAAUAUUAUACACAUAUAAUACUAUAUAACAACUAGAUAAGAUAACGAGAUUAUCAAAAAGUCUGCUUGUACAGAGAAAAACUAAGCUGCGAGUAUAAAAGCACUAUGCAGUGCUAUCACGGGCAUUCUCGCAAAGGCAGCAUUUAAAUACUUACAUAGUUAAUCAUCCGUGAGAUGUUCACACGCAAAUUACACAACGCUGAUCCCAGCAAAGCUACAACUAUACCCGAUCCUGCAGCACCCAAUUAUCUGCUCGGCGAUUAUAGUUACGGUAAACAGGGAGUGCAAGUGUUUCAACUGAAGAAAGAUGGACCCUUGCAUAAUGUCACCGAAUAUAAAGUAAAUUCGCAUAUGCGUCUGCGUACACAUAAGGAGUACUACGAAGCCGACAAUUCCGAUAUCAUCGGCAGUGAUGUGCAAGGGAAUACCAUCUAUGUGCAUGCACAAAGGCAUGGCCUACAUACACCCGAGGAAUUUGCGCUGACGCUUACGGCACAUUUUCUAGAGAAAUACGAUCUAGUCGCCGAAUCGAAUGUGCUUGUUGAGGAGAUGGCAUGGGAUCGUUUUGGUGAGCAAGAGCGGCAGGGCUACUACAAGGACCAGCGGCAUAAUCAUGCGUUCAUGCGAAAUACGAAUGGCACGCAUGGUUGCGAGGUUGUGAGGAGAAGAGAUGCUCCACCAUUGUUGAUUGGCACUUUUCAUGGCUUGCGCAUUGUUAAGACGGCUCGUGCGCCAUUCACUGGCUAUGUGAAAGGUGAUUUCUUCUCUGAGGGCGAUAUGGACGAUCGAAUUUUAUGUACCGAUGUAAAUGCCCGUUGGCAGUAUGCAAAAGUGGAUGGUAUUGAUUUUGCGACGCAUUGGCUAAAGGUGCGUGACUUGAUAUUGCGUUCUUUCGGUGGUGAUCCCAAGGAGGGUGUGAUCACCACGAGUGUCCAGUAUGCAGCUUAUAGCGCUGAACGGGCUGUACUUGAUGCGAUGCCCGAGAUUUGCAGCAUAUCCAUAAGUUUACCAAAUUAUCAUCAUUUUCCGUUUGAUUUCUCACGCUUCCCACCGUUCGAGACGAAAGCUGAUGUCAUUAUCGUUCAUCCAGAGGAGACACCAUUAGGUAUUGGAUAUGCGCAAUUGGACCGUUUGGCAAAGUGAAAUUCAGUUGAUAUUGCUGCGGUAGUGGAUGACUUCCUAUGAGGGAAGUUUUUGUAAUUAUUGUACUAAGAAAGUUUUAAGUAAAAUUUAAUUAAAAGUAAAAUAAA